Triticum urartu is the source of this 1168-nucleotide messenger RNA. RefSeq lists its product as uncharacterized. The record is from RefSeq and is a predicted model, not a curated record. NCBI's taxonomy places the organism in Eukaryota, Viridiplantae, Streptophyta, Magnoliopsida, Poales, Poaceae.
CACAUAUAUAUAGGCACCAUUUAUCUUUCAUGCACGCUUUUCCUUGAGAAACCUUUCCCUUCCUCUCUCGCCCUGGAAACAACGCCAGCAACGAUCUCCCUUUUCCCGGUUCGCCUCCGUUCUCCAUUUCUUCCUUUGCUCCUCGCCCCCGUCCCAAUCCUCCUCUGCACAAGCGACCGGCGAGACAUACAAACCGAGCAGAGCGAUCGGCCGUCGCGGUGAUCCACUCCGCCCAAAUCCAAUUUGCAGGGCAGUCCCUAUAUUUCGCAGCACCUCGUCAGCCACACAAUCACCCAGAGGAGUUACUAAUCAAGAAGGCAGGAGAAAAAAGAGGAGACCUAACAAUAGUAAAUUAGCUAGGAGACUGAUUUGAUUGAUGGAGGACAAGAAGAAGGACCUGCUACGGCGGCUGACCAUCAUCUCCAUCCCGUUCGUGUUCGUGGCGAUCCCAUCCAUCGUCAUCUUCGUGGGCAUGCUGUCCCCGCACGCGGCGGGGCCCAAGGUGGCGAUGGCGUCGCCGGAGCAGAACCACACGGUGGGGAUGCUGAGCACCAUGACCGGCGGGCAGAUGAUCCUGAGCUGCCGCGCCGCCUUCGCCGGCAACUGGGAGUACUUCCACUACUUCAUCCUGGACCCCUACAAGCCGCAGCACGCCUUCUUCCAGCCCCAGACCGACCACUACGCCAUCCUCUGCAAGUGGGGCUACAUGGGCAACUUCCUCCAGGACGUGGUCGUCUUCAACAGCAGCGAGCCCUACGCCAAGCUCUGCGCCGUCAACGCCGGCGGGUGCCGCUACCUGUUCCAGGAUGGCCAGAUGUUCCUCGUCACCGGGAGGCACGCCACCAAGGCCGCGCCGUGGCAGCACCGGGAGAAGAAGCUCGUCGGAGACGUGCUGCUCAGAGACUGCAAGCACAUCCUCGGCAUCUUCCCCACCAUGUGCCACUACACCAAACACGACCACCAGUACGUCGGCAAGAUCAUCAGCCGGUGGAGCUGGUGGUUCAACUACUAGCCAAGCCGGCUGGCCAUUACCGCUAGUUGGUUAAGAGUUUAGCUAGAUGUAACAUCAAUAUUUUACAGUGGUCAUGUCCAAGAAAUGCUGUCAGAUUUGACAAAGCAAUCAGGGCUCAGGAUACCCAUUUCUUGGAAUCGGGUCAACUUGUAUAUA